This is a messenger RNA of Cucumis melo (muskmelon), 2316 nucleotides long. RefSeq names its product MLO-like protein 4. The transcript is spliced from 15 exons. Gene Ontology annotation, biological process: defense response. The record is from RefSeq and is a predicted model, not a curated record. NCBI's taxonomy places the organism in Eukaryota, Viridiplantae, Streptophyta, Magnoliopsida, Cucurbitales, Cucurbitaceae. Bases 397 to 2067 code for a protein of 556 amino acids. Gene Ontology annotation, cellular component: membrane.
CCUCCACUGUCACCAUGUGAGCGCCAUCGAGCUCGCUGGAUCGAAUCAAAAAAUGGCAGCAAUGUCGAUGCAGUGAAACACACAGCCCGCACAUUGCUUUAUUAUUUACGAAUCUACACGAGUCGCAAGCGCGCAGAUCGAAAUAGUGGAGAAACGAAGGCAAUCUAGAAUAUUAUAGUAUUCAGUAGUUCAUGGCACAUGUUGAAGAAGCAAACAGCAUGGAAGAUCCUGUGAUUUUUCCAUUAAAAAUCAUUUCCUCUUUCUUCUUCUCCCCCACCGCCAAGUUUCCUGGAUCUUUCGUCUUCGCUGACGGUCCAUUCUCCCACCAACAUUUUCCCCUUCCUCCGGGAAGGUAUUUGGUUUACUUUUCGCUGACCUUUCUUCAGGCGAGUGAUAAUGGAACUUCAAGGAGGAAGGUCACUGGCCGAAACGCCUACCUACUCGGUUGCUUCUGUGGUUACUGUCAUGGUCUUUGUCUGCUUGGUGGUGGAGCGGGCAAUCUAUAGGUUUGGAAAGUGGUUGAAGAAGACCAAGAGAAAGGCUCUGUUUGCUUCUUUGGAGAAGAUCAAGGAAGAGCUGAUGCUGCUUGGACUAAUAUCUUUGAUGCUGGCACAAUGUGCAAGGUGGAUCUCUGAAAUUUGUGUGAACUCGUCCCUUUUCACCAGUAGAUUCUACAUUUGUUCAGAAGAAGAUUAUGCCACCAAUGAACAUAUUCUGCUUGAAAAUUCUCUAUCAUCUCAUAAUGAGAAAAGAGGAUUAAGUGCUCUUCCUCAUCAAUGUGGUGAGGGUCGUGAGCCUUUUGUUUCAUAUGAGGGGCUUGAACAACUUCACCGGUUCCUGUUUGUUCUUGGGAUCACUCAUGUUCUUUAUAGCUGUCUAGCUGUUGGUCUGGCAAUGAGUAAGAUAUACAGUUGGAGGAAAUGGGAAAGUCAAGUUAAAUUAGCCGCUGAAGAUAAUUUGCCAGCUAAAAGAAAUAAGGUCAUGAGGCGGCAAACGACGUUUGUUUUCCAUCACACAUCUCAUCCAUGGAGCAGGAGUCGUAUUCUCAUAUGGAUGCUUUGUUUUCUACGUCAGUUCAAGAGUUCGAUAAAGAAAUCAGACUAUUUGGCCCUCCGUUUGGGUUUCAUUACGAAGCACAAAUUACCAAUCUCUUAUGACUUCCACAAGUACGUGGUUCGAAGCAUGGAAGACGAGUUCCAUGGGAUCCUUGGAAUUAGCUGGCCACUAUGGGGCUACGCCAUUCUUUGCAUCUUUGUCAACAUUCACGGUUUAAAUAUCUACUUUUGGCUUUCUUUCAUACCGGCCGCUCUUGUUAUGCUGGUUGGGACAAAACUUCAACAUGUUGUAUCCUCUUUGGCUCUUGAAGUUUUGGAACAGAGAGGUGGGACUCAAAUAAAACCAAGAGACGAUCUGUUUUGGUUUGGAAAGCCUGUGAUUUUACUACGGUUAAUACAGUUCAUCAUAUUUCAGAAUGCAUUUGAGAUGGCGACAUUUAUCUGGUCCUUGUGGGGAUUUAAGGAAAGAUCUUGCUUCAUGAAGAACGACUUUAUGAUAAUCACGAGGUUGACUUCAGGUGUUCUUGUUCAGUUUUGGUGCAGCUAUAGCACUGUGCCACUUAAUGUAAUUGUUACACAGAUGGGAUCCAAAUGUAAGAAAGCAUUGGUGGCUGAAAGCGUGAGAGAGUCAUUGCAUAGUUGGUGCAAGAGAGUAAAGGAGAGGUCCAAACGUGACUCUGCACAUUCUAUCACUACAAGAUCAGUAUGUUCACUUGAAUCAAUGGUUGAUGAACGAGAUGAAAUAACCAUUGCUUCCGGUACGUUGUCACGGAGCUCAUCUUUUGAGACCUCAAAUCAGGUGACGGUACAAUCUAUUGCCCAACUAGAGGCUAUUAUUGAGUCUUCAAGCUUAAGGAGGCAUGAAGAACUUCCCCCCACCAUGGCGGAUUUUCUAUCACAAUCUGCAAGAGUUUCUCAUGCUCAUGCAGAAAAUAAUGGCCUAGAAAAUAAUGCAGAGAGUGGCGAAGAUAGCAAGGUCGAGUCACUUUUCGACUUGUUCAAAAGGACAUGAACGCGUUUUUACACUUUUUGUAAGGUUGAUCUGAUUCGGUACAACAACCUUCAUCUACCAAUUUUUUUUAUAGCCCAUAAGAAGGAUUUCAGUGUCAUAUGUAUAAUAAGUUAGGAAGAGAUUAACAAUGACUUGAUGGUGAUCAUCAAGUUUAUGUAAGAGAAAAAAAAUCAGUACUUAUUGAUGUCAAGAAGUAUGAUAUUUAUAUACUAAGUUUAUGAACUAAAAGAUUUAUAAAUGUUCAAUCAA